Molecule: messenger RNA, 2959 nt
Organism: Sus scrofa (pig)
Lineage: Eukaryota; Metazoa; Chordata; Mammalia; Artiodactyla; Suidae
Source: RefSeq, a predicted model, not a curated record
AAAUUAAGGCACAGAGAGGGGAGCACUUUGCCGGAGCCAGCAGUCCCAGCGCACAUCUGGCAGCUUUCCUCAGAGGCCUGGAAGGCAAACUUGGCAUUGUCUGUAGCCACCACACGGAUUCCCUGGACCCCCACCCGCCACCCCCAGCCAGAGCCCUGUGGCGGCACCGUUUCUAACCUGUCUUACCUGGAGCCUGACGUUAUGAGCUCUUUCCUUUUCCGAGCUCGGUCUCACUUCCAGGAGAGCCUCUUUCUGUACUCCAAGUAAUUAGAUGGCGUUUGAAUCUGCUACUAUGAAACACAAGUCAGACAAGAAAAAGAAGAGGAAGGCGAAGGAGAAGAGAAAGAAGAAAAUGAAGAAAAGAAGAAAAGCAGCAUUCCAUCGAAAUGGAAAAACAGUUGUUUUUCGUUUUCUUUAGGUUUUGUUUUUUGGCCGCGACCCUGGCAUGUGGAAGUUCUCGGGCUGAGAUGGAACCUGCGCCACAGCAGUGAUCUGAGCCACAGCAAUGACAACACGUCCUUAACCCACCGCGCCACCAGGUAAUUCCAGUGCUUGUUAACUGUUGAUUGCUCUGUGCUUGGCGUUUUACACGGCUUACUCUAAUUAUAGUAACAUUUCUAGGAGAAAAACACCAGUAUUAUUCCCAUUCUGCGGAUGAGAACUCUCAGGUCUGGGCUCGAAAGCUCCGGGGUGAGGCGGGGGGUGCGGGAAGAGUGGGAAGAAGCGCUACGACCUCAUCAUAAGUACCGCGACUACCCGAGGCCUGGUUUUAUGCUUCUAAGCACCCGGUGCAAGAGAAAGCGGAAACCAGCCACUGAGACACACCGAAUUAUCUACAGUUCCCGGCAGGCUCCGCGCAACAACGCUCCCUUACGACGCUCUUGAACAGGAGGGCAAGCCGCUCUGCCUCUUGGGAGUUGUAGUCUUGCCGCGAAGGGAGGCCAUGCUGUGAAAGGGUGGUGGAUCCGGAGCCAAUGAAAAAGCAGAUAUGGGGUCGAGGAACCAAUGGGCUGCCGGCCUCGAAAGGGAGGGACUUCCGGCAGCGAAAUCAAGGUGAGCGGCUGCGCGAGAGCGGCUACUUCCUUUCCGGAGGUGGCGGCGAACGCGGAGAGAGCGCCAUGAAGGCCUCGGGCACGGUAAGGCGAGCGCGGUACGGCACAGAGUCUGGGAACGCGACGCGACCCGAAUUGGGGGCCGCGGUAGGACGCAUGGGACAUGCUGAGAGUGCGCAUCCUGGUUAAGCCGCGCGCCGCCGCUCCUGGGUGCAGCCAACAUGGCGGCCACUGCGGGAGCCGCGUGGGAAGGCUGGUGCGUGGUCCCGUCCAGCUCCGGGAUCGCGGGGGCCAGGGACGCCGAGUCUGCUUUCCAGGGGAAGGGACGUUGCGCGGUGUGGGAGUACGCGCCAAGGGACCUUAUCCGUUUCUCGAGUCUUCGUUUCCCCAUUAGCGAAGUGGAUAUAGUGGCGGGAGGGUGAGGGUGGUAGGAGGCAAGCAGUAUUCUGUUUCUUUCCGUAUGGCUGUGAGAGAAGUAGAAGGAAAUCGUAAGUUCGAGCUGACAUGGAUAGUGGGGGCCUUAUCGCUGUGGCAAGUGCUGGGCAAAAUCAGAAGGCGCUAUGGCUCCGAGAUGAAAGUGCAGGCCCUCAGAAGAAACUGAACGGGUGGGUCAUUUCUAGCUUUCCAGUCCCAUUUUCCACACUGGAGAAGAAACUGACCGUAUCGAUUUUUUUUUUCCUGAAUGAGUGGUGGUCCGUAAGGCCGAUGAGUCAGACUGGGAGGUAGAAGGUGGUACCAGGUUUGAAGUUUGGGGCUAUUUCCUAUUGAUGUUAGUGCAAUGAUGAUAUUUGUGGAGAUGGAUCUUUUUUCCUGCUGUAUCACAGGUUUUGGACCUGGCAGACAUCUUCACCUUUGCAUCUGUGUAAACAGGGAGCUUCCACUUGGGAGUGCAUGCCUUGGUAGCCAGUGCAGGGAGCCCAUGGUUGGGGAGGGAACUUGAUCCUGGUUCUGCCUGGCGUUGGCAAUGAGAUCCUAGGCUGGUCACUGUCACUGGGAUCUAGAAUAAAAGAGGAUUUUUGGUAAGAUGUGAGCUGCAGAGAUGCUGUGGAGGAAAGAGGCAGCCUGGCUCUUCUGUGUUAACAGCCCCACCCCACCAACUUUACUGAGCCUGGGCAAAGGGCAUACAGGCAUCUUGGUUAAACCUCCCUGCUCUCACUGCCUUUGUGAAUGGCUCGGCCAGUGGUUUGACCCACAGGCACCCAGAUUUCACGUGGGACUUGCUCUUCUCUAUCACCUGGUCCUGUUGUCAACAGGCUUGGGAAAGGGAGUAGGGUGAGUCUCCACAGUUGCCUCUGGGCCUUGGGUGCUGGCCCCACCUCACCUCUGUUUCUCUUUCAGCUGCGAGAGUACAAGGUGGUGGGGCGCUGCCUGCCCACCCCGAAAUGCCGCACACCACCCCUCUAUCGCAUGCGAAUCUUUGCUCCUAAUCAUGUUGUCGCCAAGUCCCGCUUCUGGUACUUUGUGUCUCAGCUGAAGAAGAUGAAGAAGUCUUCAGGGGAAAUAGUCUACUGUGGCCAGGUGUUUGAGAAGUCUCCCCUGCGGGUGAAGAACUUUGGCAUCUGGUUGCGCUACGACUCCCGCAGUGGCACCCACAACAUGUAUCGGGAGUACCGGGACCUGACCACAGCCGGCGCUGUCACCCAGUGCUACCGAGACAUGGGUGCCCGGCACCGGGCCCGGGCCCACUCCAUCCAGAUCAUGAAGGUGGAGGAGAUUGCAGCCAGCAAGUGCCGCCGACCAGCAGUCAAGCAGUUCCACGACUCCAAGAUCAAGUUCCCGCUACCCCACCGGGUCCUCCGUCGCCAGCACAAGCCACGCUUCACCACCAAGAGGCCCAACACCUUCUUCUAGAUGCAGGCCCUCCCUGUCCCCAGGUCUGCCCAAAUAAAACUUUUUGGGAAAACCAG